AUGGCUUCACGUGUGUCCCUCUCGUGGCGCCUGGCAAGCAGACCCGUUGCGGCUGGCCGCCGUGCCUGCUCAACGCCUUCAUCCUGGGCUCCGCGCACAGCUUUCCGUGGUGGCAAGCGACAGCAGCGAUUUUACUCUUCUGACAGUGGCCCGACUGGCAACAAGGACAAGGUCAAGUUUUGGCCUUUUAUUGCCGUGAUUGCUAUUGGUUCAGCCGGAUACGUUGGAUUGGUGAACCGUCGCAAAGAUAUGACGCGAACAAGCGAUUCCAAGACCGAGGGCCAGCUGCCCCCGCCGGCCAAAUCCUCGCCCACAUUCUCUCCCUCCGAUGUCACGGUGCUCUUCGUCCUCGGCGGCCCCGGCGCCGGAAAAGGCACCCAAUGCGCCAACCUCGUCAAGCAGUACGGCUUCACGCAUCUCUCCGCCGGCGAUCUGCUCCGCGCCGAACAGGAACGCCCUGGCUCCCAGUUCGGCGAUCUCAUCCGCGACUACAUCAAGAACGGGCUCAUUGUGCCCAUGGAGGUCACCAUCCAGCUCCUCGAGAACGCCAUGACCGAGGCGCUCCAGAGCAACGGCAACGCCACAAAGGGCCGCUUUCUAAUCGACGGCUUCCCGCGCAAGCUAGACCAGGCGUACAAAUUUGAAGAGUCUGUAUGCCCCGCCAGAAUGGUCCUCUUCUUCGACUGUCCCGAAAAAGUCAUGGAGGAGCGUCUCCUCGAGCGCGGCAAGACCAGCGGCCGCGCCGACGACAACGCCGAGAGCAUUCGCAAGCGCUUCCGUACGUUUAUCGAGACGAGCAUGCCUGUUGUGGAUUACUACGAGAAGCAGGGCAAGGUGGUCAAGAUUGAUGCUACCCCCACGCCGGAUCAGGUCUUUGCCAACACGAAGGCACGUCUGACUGAGAAGUUUGGCAAGGAGUUUUAG
This is a messenger RNA of Metarhizium acridum CQMa 102, 924 nucleotides long. RefSeq names its product bifunctional uridylate/adenylate kinase (gene URA6). Gene Ontology annotation, molecular function: ATP binding; UMP kinase activity. Lineage: Eukaryota; Fungi; Ascomycota; Sordariomycetes; Hypocreales; Clavicipitaceae. Gene Ontology annotation, cellular component: cytoplasm; nucleus. Gene Ontology annotation, biological process: UDP biosynthetic process; CDP biosynthetic process; 'de novo' pyrimidine nucleobase biosynthetic process. The record is from RefSeq and is a predicted model, not a curated record.